UUCACUGACCUUUGCUCGGUGAUCGACAGGAAGCUGAUUUAUCGCGAUGCAAUCCACGCAGAAGCGAUGAAAAAACGCGGCAAUUAUGAAAACAAAGGCGGAAAAGGACGACAGAACGAAAUGAACGGCCCGGAAGACAAGAAAAAUGAGAAAAACGAAGUUGAAAAGGACGUGGAUAAUCAAGGAUUCAGCGAAUGGUUAAGAUCUAACAGUGGUCUCGAAAUGAUGCGACUGUUCGUAAUCGCCAAUUCGAUUUUAGUUUUUUUCACGAUGGGAUUUCCAAAAAUGCAGGAAGCUAUGAGUAUUCUGAAGGAAUACUAUUUCGGGGAAACGGAAUAAGCGGAAACUUUUGAGCGAAACUAUUCACAAAA
Molecule: messenger RNA, 371 nt
Organism: Bombus terrestris (buff-tailed bumblebee)
Lineage: Eukaryota; Metazoa; Arthropoda; Insecta; Hymenoptera; Apidae
Gene: Xport-A
Exons: 2
Source: RefSeq, a predicted model, not a curated record